GAGGAUCAUGGGAAGCAGUUCUGGUUGCUGAAGCGGAGGGAGUUUCGAAAUAUUUCAUGUUUAGCUGCUGUAUAACAUAUAAUAUUGUAGUUAUGUUAACAGUUUCGUAACAAAAUGAUGUGGGCGUAACAUGCGACUAUAACCACUGUUGCUGAAGUGCUCAUGUUUGGCUUUUUCGGGACGAACGCUCCCCGCAGUACGCAAAAUUAGCUAGGGAGCUAACGCUAGUUUACGAGUGCACUUGCAAGAGGAGGAACCGAUGCUGUCUAUUCAACAUGGAGCUAAAGUUGGAAGUUGUUUUGUCAUCCAGCAUCAAACGGAAGAAACCAUGGCCGCGGUUCUGCUGGCUUGGGAAGGAGAAGGAGUCUGUGUUCCUGUUAGAUGACAAACGGAUCAGUGAGAUCAACAUGGUGUCAGGUCGCACCAAGAAGAGGACUCCUAAACUCCAUCCUUUGCUCAACAGUGUGGUGACCAUGGCUUCAUCGGACAAUGGUAUGUGGCUUUGUGGACUUAUGGUCUCAGGAGAACUGUUUCUGUGGAACAGAGAUAAAGAUUUGUUGAAAACUGUUGCAGCGGUUCCAGAAGUAGUUCAUGUGAUAACUGCUGUUCAAGGGAAUACCACACGACUGUCACUCCAGGUUUCAGGGGAUGGAAUGCGUGCACUCCUGGUAGCCAUAACAGGGAAAGUGUUCCUGUGGGAGUGUAUGGAUGUCAGGGACCUGACUUUGGUACGAGAUGGCAGAGUCAAGGGACAGUGGGCGGAGAUAUGCCCCCUUGAAGACUCUGUUCUGCCUUCUUCACAAGACAAAGAAGCAUCUCUACACACCAUCUUCAUCAGAACAGAGGUUAUGGGUGAUGCCUGUUUAUCAGCAUUUAUUUUCACAUCUGGGAAGAGGCUAAUCAUCACCUGCCUGAAAAUUCAGUGGGUAGAGGGUCAAGUGAGAGUGGGUUCUCUGGGAUACAGCGUACAGUGGGCCACCAAGACAUACCCUAUGUCUCGUCUCACCCCACCUUGCCAACCAGUGAAGUCCAGAGGGGCCUUGGUGCCAGCCUUCUCCCCUGAUGGCCGACUGUUAGCCAUCAUAAUAAACCAGAGACAGCCUAAGGCUACACAGGUACUCUUUGUGAGCACACAGAAUUUUGUCUCAAUAUCAAGUGGCCUCGGAGGAUGUGGAAGCAAGAAAAUGAAAAUCCCCUCUAAAUACAUAAGGUCAUACUGGGUGGGCAGUGUGAGCUGGUCACCGGGCGGCCUUUUCCUGGCCUGUGUUCUGAAGAGAGGCUCCCUUCUUAUGGUUUCUCGUCUUGGGGGGCUUCUCACUCUAACGAGCUGUGGUUGCAGUGUGGACUUUGGGCCUGCACACUUCCUCCCCCUGCAUCCUCUCGUUACUUACCGGCCGCCAGUGUCUGCGGGAAUGGGGGAGGUGUCUCUGUCCAGCUCUAGCUUGUCUGUACAGGAUGUCUUCAGGCAGCGGUAUUCUGUGACCUGGCAUCCUCGGCUGCUGUAUCUCAUUGUAUCUGAUGGCUACAUGGCCACAGUUAUGAGGGUGCUAGAUAGGCCUACCCCUGCCUUGUUUCUGAAAACACUUUUAAAGGACACAAGCAAGGACCUUGAGAAGGCCAGUCGGAUACUGGAUAAAUCGCAGAUCCAUGUGAGGGCAUGGCUGGAGUCCGUAUCUUGCCUGAAUCUUGACAGCAGUCUUGAGGUGUUCAAUCCCACUGCUACACAUGGGCCUGAAGCAACAGGCUCUGUCCUUUCAGCAGCCACAGAUAGAUCCAGUUUGCCACUUUUCUUGCAGGACCAGGGAACAUUGGGUGGUACCAAGGAGAUUCUUGAAAAAGUGCAGAUGCUCUUUGAGGAUGACUCAGAUUUAGAUGUUGCUCCUGCUGGUUCUCAUUUGGAGGAUUGCGGUCGUCUCGAGUUUGCCUCAAUGUUUGACACACUCCAUGCCCUGGACACACAGACUGACACUGGACUUGUUACCAGCCCAAAAUAUGAACAGGACUUUGUUGAAACAGGGAGAAAGACUCCUCUUCUUCUUCGAGAACUUGGCAAAAUUCAAAGCAAGCUGUUAACAGCCUGGGCUUUUGGCAUGUCUCUAGGAAAUACUGUGGAAAGCAGAGCUCUCUUGCUGAAGCAUACCCUCUGUUGCGUGGUGCGAUUUGCUGCUUUACUCUGCUUAAUUCCUAGCUCCAUGGACCACGCAGAGAAAAACAAUACUUUAGUUUCUACUUGCCUUCUGCACCUUCUCAAAGCCCUUCUCUCUUUUCUUCCUUGGGAUGGCGCUCACACAGAUGGUCCGCGCUGCCUGGGGUUGGUGGUGGAGCUCAGCAAACGACUGAUGCGCCUCCUGCUGACCCCUCACCCUGAGUCCCAACAGACCGGCCACUGUCAGUUACCAUCUCACACUCUAUCCGCAGCCCUGCUUAUCUUGCAGCAGGUCUCCGAUUCUCUUGAUCACACCUACAACCUGCAGCAGAAAACUGUCUGGUCCUCUGCAGAGAAGGAAUCCCAGCCUCCACAGCUCUGGCCUUCUGAUGUACACCAUGUGCCUCUCUUACAGGAUGAGAUGGAAAAGAAAUCCAGUUUUGCACACCAGGCUCGACCUGUUCCUCAGCGACCAUCCAGCAGGUUGUUGGGGGUAUGGCAGUGGGUCUACAAGAUCAACCAGCAGUAUAUUGAGGAAAUGAAUAGCUUUAAAGGCUGUGAUGGUUGGAAGGAGGAACAGCAUCGGUUGUCUGUCAUCAUGUCCCAGAUCCAAAGAGCUCUGCAGUCUACGGGCGAAAGGCUAGAGGAGGGUCCUAAACUGCUGAGUUACCCAGGUGAACAUCUUUUCCUGUGUGGUUCGUACGCAAUAAGUGCCGAUACAUGGCGGUCACAAAUUUGUGAAGAGAGUAACAAAAGAAGUGAUCGUAGUGUCUUCAAGGAGACACAGCUUUGUCUGGCGCUCCUAUACAGCCUGUUAUCCCAGUACUGUCUGAGAGAAGCCCAGGAGUUUGGGGACCACAUGGCCCACCUGAUCCUGCUGAGGGCUGGACACCAGAAGAACAUAUCCUGCAUUAAGGACUCUCUUCCUUGCCCUUGGCUGCCGGUGGACCUUCACAGUGAGGCAGCUUGUGCAGUGGUUCAGACCCUGGGGAGAUUCAUGGCCUCUUAUUUCACAAACCAACCGCUUUACAUCCUACCUCCUCAUCAUGUAGUCGUUCUGCCUCCACUCCAUCUACCUCAUGCCCCUAGUGUGGGGCGCUUGGUGCCACUGUGCCAGGAGGAUGUUUCUAGGGCGGUGCGACGACAGCAGCUGUCAGAAGUAUGGACAGUAGACUAUGCCCAGGACCUUCUUUUGCUAGGGGGUCUGCUUCCUGAGGCUGUGUGGUUGGCUUACCAUCUCGGCGACUGGAAGACAGCGGCCUCUCUGAGCCUGGCCUAUACAAAUUACUGUGCUGACCACUUUGACUUCACUCAGCUAAGGAAGAGAGAGCUCCACCUCCCAACAGAUUUACAACCAGAGAGCAUUUUUCAGGUUGAGUUGGAGUGUCUUCUUGGCAACAAGUCUGACUCCCGAGAGUGCAGAAAUAAGGAUGGUAACAUGAGCUUUACAGACCCUUUGGAAGGAGAAGACUGGGACAUGUUACAAGCUUCAAUACAGGAAGUUCUGAAGGCCUCUGUCAUGGCAGGAGUUAAUGUUGUAUCUUCACCUUUGGCUUCCUUGCUGGACACAGCCAAAGACUUGUGUUCUUCCCUGCCUACCUUGGUUCCCAGUGGACUGUAUCUUCCAUCCCCACCUCUUUAUUGCCCUCAGCCUUCACCCAACACACAGGACCCAACAGGGCCAGUAGGGCAGUUUGCAGAAGUUGCAUCACGUCACAAAGUGUCUGGAGUUCUCCAAAGAUUGCUGUUACUUCUGAGAUCUGCGCGUUGUUGCCAUCCUGCUGCCCAGUGGUACAUCAGCCAUCUGCAUCGUGCCAGGCACCUGUUGCACAAGAUCAAGAAAAAGUACUCCUAUCCAUCAGCCACUGAAGAAGAAAAGGCUUUCCCAGAGGGCCUGAUGAAGCUUGUUACCCGUCGUGGAUUCUUCAGACGGGGGUCUAAUAAAGAUGGCCACCUGGACUCUGAGACCAUUCAAACUAUUAUCUGUUUCAGGGAGCUGUGUGGUUUAUGCUGGAUGAUUCAUGUCAGGGACCAACUUUCCAUUUCCUGCAGGAAGUAUCUGGCUGCCAGACAGUGUGGUAGAGAUGAACAGAUCCCUGGUGGUUCAGAAGUGGUAUCUACCUGUGUUGAUGCUGUCUGCUGGGCCCGUCGUUUCUUGCCUUACUGUUCCUUCCUCAAUGCUGAGGAAAUCCUCCAGGACAUACUACUCAGCCUACUGUCUGAACUUCCUCCUCUUUCUCUGGUGGCAGAUACGCUGGUACGAGCCUUCCCAGAGGAGGAAGAGUCUGUCAGAGUCCCUCUCAGAGAAAAGUAUAACUCACUGCUGCAGAGACUGAGGCAAUGCAGUGUCCUUGAGGGGGAAAAAGAGGAAACUAGCGAGCUAAUGAUGAUUGCGAUUCAAGACAAACGCAGGCAGAGGAGAAAACAUCUUGGGCGUUUGCAGAGACACCUGGCCCGCCCUGAACUUCAUCUGUGGGAGAAAGAGGAGGAAGAGGAGGACAAGGGAAGCAAACACGGGAUCUCAGUGUUAAGGCAACUCUCACUGGGAACAAGUUUGAGCACUAGCACUUUAACAGACUGUGGCUUCCCUCCAGUGUGCAGUGAUGGAGACACAGUGGAUAAUACGUCUGAGGCAAUCUCUCCUGAAAGGAAUAGCAGAGCCAAGGCCAGGGGCAAAAACACAAAAAAGGCAAAAAUACUUACAAAGAAGACUGCUGAUAAGAUUAAUAGUGUCAUUCAGGAGGAGAGUCAGCGCUGCAAUGCCAAGAAGACUGAGCAGCCCUCCUUACCAGUGGUUGGCACCUGGGAAUUUGAGCUGGAAGAUGAAGAGUACCUAAAUUUCCUGGAGCUCUUCCUCAGCUACAUGCUAGAGAAGGAUAGUGCUGAUGGAGGGGACUCAGGCAGUGAACUCCCUUUGUUGAAGGGCUUUUCCUCCCAGCUGAGGGAGAGAGAAUUGCAUUCUCUCACCUUUGAUGUGCUCACAACUAUUCAUCGUCGUCAAAGAGAUGCACACAAUCCAGUGACAAAACACUCAGGCACUAAUCCUCCACUAUUCAGAGCAGGCUGCUGCUACAAGCCCACAAAAGAAGGUGCGACACCUGAGCUGCAAAAAUCCUCCAUCUCAAAUGAAGCACCCGUAUCCAGAAAUAGUCUUUCUGCAUCCUCUCUUCCUGGGCUGAAACCUGGCAGGCAAAAAGGGUUGUUUGGCCUCCGACAGCAGAACACUGUGUCUUUAGGCCAAAGAAUUAAGGGAGGUCUCUUUAGUUCUAAAAAUAGCCCUGUCCGAAGUGCCUUCCCCAUGAGACAGCUGUCAGAAAACUCAAUAUUUGACUCCUCAACUUCUGUGGAAGCCGUGCUUGAACUGCAGCAGGGCCUGGACCCUGAAUUAGAGGCUCAGUUUCCAAAGCUGGGCAGGCUGCUGGAGUGGAUGGUACGCUGGGCUGAUAGGAGAGUGCUACUAGGACAUCAUAGCAAAAAGAAGAAAGAGAGGGGAGGAGGGACUGCAGCUGAUGAUGGAGUAGUGAUUCGUGUGAAAGCCUCUGCUCCUGCCGUCCUCACUUCCCUCAGCUUGAUGCAGCACAGGUUUGCUGCUCUGCUCGGGAAUGACCGCUACAGUGCCCACAUCCAAUUUCCAGAAACAGAAUGGACUGUAGCCCCUGUGCUGCAGCCUGAGGUGGACAGCAAGCUGGAGAGAGAGAGCAGUCUUGAUACAGGUUACCCUGGAUCAGCCAACACACCCAUUGUUGGUCUUGAUCACAAUCUACAGCAAGAAGAGCUGUCUGUGGACUCUCAUACAGAUGAACCAGAUGAACUGACAUUUCUCAGGACGCCUCUCCCCAGUGACCACGAUCAACUAAGCUUUGAUGCUCAGCAGAGACAAUCUAGUUCACCACAGCUAUCUCUCCAUGACUUAGAUGUUACACCUGAAAAAGAAGGCAAAUGUAGUGACACUGAGGGCUUGGAAGUGUUAUCCUCUGUUUCCGAGGGGAACAUCUCUGGAAACACGCCUGAAACAAGUUUAAAGCUUGCAGACUUGGACUUCUCAGAAAACACUGAAGACGUGUCCAGUUCCACCUCUCUCCACAGUCAUGCUAACCCAGAGCCUCAAGUGCUUCCUACUGUCCAGUCUGGGCCAGAAGUCCACACAGAACAUUCUGGUUCAGCUGGAGUGCUUCUUCACAACACACCUGUGGAUCCUCCAAGCCUUCAGCCGCAAAGCUCCACAGCUGAUGCACCCGCUUCAGAUGCCACAGCCCCCAACCAGCCUGUAUCCACUCACACUCCACCAACAAGACAACGCCUGGGUGAAGACUUAUUCAGACUGGUCCAGAAUAUCAACCACAUGAGCCUGAUGGAGGUUUUGGGAGCUUCAUUUUCUAACCUGCAACUUGCUCAGCAGAACUAUUCUUUGGCCCAGUCCAACAUGAAUUCCUCACACCCUCAAGUGCCAUCAUCUUAUGCUACUAAUUUCGUCCCUCAACCAAAUGCCUUACCAGUUCACAACAAUAUUUCUGUGGCAUCUCAGACACAAGCACGUGUUCCAAGUUCAGGAUCUAACAACCCUCAGUUCAGCCAGGUGCCUGCAUGUAUGUUUGCAGACCAGCCUGUCAGACAGAGCUCAGGAAAAUCCCCUCCAACGUGUGGUCAACAUCACACCACCAGGAAUCAACCCUCCACUGCUAAUAGUGCAGGCGUAAAUUAUGAGGAAAUGCAGCCACUCUCUGUCCAUUCAGUUUCACCAGAAACCCAGUUUAAGAAGAGCAGGAGCUUAAUCCCACCCUCACGAGGGCUUCUGGCCACAACUGCCACCAGUCACAGUGCCCCUGUGUUAAUACCUUCUAAUGAUAGCGUGCAGAGUGAUCCUGCUCCCUGGGUCUUGGGCCUGAAGUUACUUCAGCUCCACUGUCCUCCAUCGCACCACCACAUAGCACCACACUACCUGCCAUCCCAGUCACUGCACACCGCAAACGCUGCAACUAUAGAAUCCCAUCAGAACAUGUUAAAAAACAAUGACCCAUCCAACUCAAAGAAAACCAAAGAUGAAAAAAGAGAUGGAUCUUCUUUUCCAAAAAGACAACUCAGUUUUAAUUCUCCACGUGAUCAAACUCACCCAAGAAUUCAGACAUCACAGAGAUUCAGGGGGCAAGAGUUCUCGCUACUUCCUCCCGUUUUACCAACCCAAACACCUGCACCAACUGAGGGCCUCCGACUGCUGCAUUUUCAGCCUGUUCAACCAAGCAAUAUCACAUUCCCCAAACUGCCGUUACCACCUUCCUCCAGGCCUGCUGCAGUCCUUGCAGCUCCGUGGGGAGAAGCACCUAUGAUCAAGCUUCUGCAUAUAGAAUCUGGACCAAAAAUGAUGUUACCUCUGGCAGCUUCUUCAGCCCAAACGACCCAUCUCAUCUCCAUGGACGAGCUGGCGAGCUCAGUGAUUGGGAGACAGAAUGCUGAAGAGGCUCGGCCGCGGUUGCUCAGAGUAGACCCAUCUACUGAAAGUGCCGGAAAAGCUACUGCUUUGCCCAGCCUUAACUCCAGCAAGAGGCAAAAGAGGAGAGAGAAGGCAAGGAGAGCAGGAAAAACAGAGGUCACUUUCAGACCGAAUGACUCGAUUAUCCUGAUACAAGAGCCAACAAAAGAGCCUAUAAAUGAGGAGACUGCAGCUGCAGAAGAGAUUAUUCCUGGACAGGAUGCUGCCAUUCCAUUUGGGUCCUCCGACUCUUUGCUGACUGGUCAGAGAUUAUUGGACAAGGCCAUUUCCACCUCAGCUGAGCUCCAUGCAUUUGCUUCCACAUGUAAAAGACCCCCAGAGUGUCAUGAUGCUUUCACCAACACAGACCACGCUUGUCCUCCUACACUUGUGGAUAAAGCCGUGUCUGCCUCUGUGCCUGCUAGUAGGCCUGAAUCACAAAGUUCAAGGAAACUGCAGUUUUGCAAUGAGUACCUUGUUCAAGACACAGAGGAGACCCCACAGGGACCAGAGAAGAAUCUGGAUCUGAAUGGCCGCCGGUUCAUAAGUGUCUUGGAUCUAGAAGACAAAGCCCAGCAUCAGGACUUGCCACGUCUUAGCCGAGGGACACCAGAUGCUCCCUCCAUCCGUCCUUCUUCACCUUCUUCUGCUCAGCUUCAUGUACUUGCGACCUCUGUCAUUAGGAGUGCUGCUGCUGCUGAUUCACAACCCAAAAACAUCAUUCCACAAGAUUUCUUGAAACCCACAACUCACACAGAUAUCCCUGAGGAGUCACUGUCACUCAGCCACACUGAGCCCAGUAUGAAUCCAGAGAGAAUCAUUCUGCAAGAGUUGCCAGAUCCAUCUGACUCUGAAAUCUGUCAGGCCAUUAAGACCCAGAGCGUUGGGCCUCACAGUGUCUCAUCCCCACCUCCCACAGUCUGGUUCUCCUCUCGUCUGUCAGAGUUGGACGCUCAGUUGGCUGCUCUACAAAACAUUGCAGAUUGUCUAGAGAUGGAUUUUUCCAACUCCAGGAUGCUGGUGAACACUAUUGAAAAGCUCACACCAGUCCUGGCUACUGACGUGAAGACGACCAGUGCAGUAAAAAAAACUGUUAGACUGUCUGUCCCACAUGAGGCAUGGAUACCACGACUGGACAUUUCAACUGAGCUAAAUGCCUUUGAGGAGGAUGAAGAAAAUCAUGAAGAAGGACCUGUGGUUCUUAAUGAUUCCUGCUCUUCCGAAAAGAAGCCAUCUUUUCAUUUUUCCACUUCAUCUCACGGUCACAAUGCUGAUCCUUCUUACUUUCACACCUCUCCAAUAACGAGAGAUCAGUUGGCUGAGGCAUCUGGAACGUCUCCUGCAUGGGCAGAUGAGGAUCUAGGUCAGACCGGGCUAUCUGAUACAGUAGAAAUCUUAGACGAGUUGGUGAAGGAAGGGUAUUUAUCCCCGACUGACCUGGAUUUGUCAAGUACACAGACUGCGUACCAUAGGAGCAGGUUGAACCAGAAGCAAAGCAGCUGGUUGUCACAGGAACGUGUCCUUCCAGAGGAUGAGAGGAAAGAGCUGAGGAUCUGGAUGAGAAGGAAACAGAGGGAAAGACUGGCUGUUUAUCAAAAACACAGAGAGAGCCUGAGGGAGAGGGAGCGCAAACCUUUUACUUCCUCUGGAGGAGCAACACCAGCAAAAAAUCGAGGAACCGUUUGGAGAACCAGAGAGGAAAAAGAAAAGCUCAUGCUACUGGAGCAAUACAACCAGAGGACCCAUGAUGCCUGUUCCUUGGCUGGUGAUUUUUCCACAAGUCCUCCAACUGUACUCAAUUCUUCACGAACUGAAUGUUUAUCAGCAGCCUUAACUACACGAUCCAACUCUGCUCCACCCCCCAUUGGCACUCACAGGGCUUACAGUGUAUCUGCCAAUGAUAAAAGAAGUCUUAAGUCAGGACAAGCUCAAUCCCACCUUUGUCCAUGGACCACUGAGAUGCAGGGACAGCCAUCAGAGGAUCGCCGCAGGAGACUGGGACUACAUAGACCAGCGACCUCUCUGCCAAGGGACCGUCUGUCUCAGGUGACCCGGCGUGGCAUGCUCACUGACACAAAGAGCCACACUAAACUGCACACAGCCAGCCAGAGUGAGGAACGGCAUGUCGGCAACCAGAAAAAGAUGGAACUGAGCAAAACUCCUUCAGGAAGGACUUCUGCAGGGAGAAGGAUCCUGAGCGAGUAUACAAGGAUGGAAGAGCAAGAGGUCAACGUUUGGGACCCCACUUCAGGACUGAAUAGGCUGCUGCUUCCAAAGGAAUCUAGUAUAGUUGCAGCUGGACUGUUGAGUGAGCAAGAUGAUGGUGCCAGAGCUGGUGUGUCAGACUUGGACUGGCUGGACAACCUGUCUGAGACCGGCAGCAGCAACCUCAGCAAAAUAGACUGGGCCGCUAUUGAGAGGAUGGUGGCUGCAGAGGAAACUUGAGGUUGAGUCUCUCGAGAAAAAGGAAAAAGAACACUGUGAUGACACUAUGGUAUAUUCUUGGGAGAAAAAAAACCCUAAAAUAUUUAAUGUGCCUAUUAAAUGUGUUUUAAAUCAGAAGCAUUUGAAACUAUGAUUAAAAAUGUUAUGUUUUAGACAUGCUGAAAUAAAUUAGAUUUGAUCAGCUGUGAUAUUAAAUUUUAGUAGUAAAGUGCACCUAUCAUAAAUUAAAUGUAAUGUAAUUUUCAUGUAAGAUUUUGAAUUGAAUAUUUUUAUAUAUUAUAUCUUCAGUGAUUUCUUGUUCUUUAGAAUAAUUUUUUUUGUGCCAUUUGUGUGCGUAUGAGUGUGUGUGUAAAGUUUUCUACAUGUGCAAUUUAUUUUUAUAUUACAGUGGUCCCUGCUAUUAAAAAUCUGGAUUCAAGUAUUUAAA
Molecule: messenger RNA, 10485 nt
Organism: Scatophagus argus
Lineage: Eukaryota; Metazoa; Chordata; Actinopteri; Scatophagidae
Gene: cplane1
Product: ciliogenesis and planar polarity effector 1
Exons: 49
Coding region: 276-10058 (3260 amino acids)
Biological process (GO): cilium assembly
Cellular component (GO): ciliary transition zone
Molecular function (GO): protein binding
Source: RefSeq, a predicted model, not a curated record